GCCCCUACCGUUGAGUCAGGGUCGACCCCAGGAAUACAGCAAGAACGAAACACUGUCCCUUCUUUCACAUUCUAGUGAGUAGGGCCCUGCAUUCCAUUUUGCCUCAGCCUAUGUGGCCUGCGGCUUCCGACUUGAGGAUCGUCCAAGAUCCUUCCAGUGCGGUGCGGGGUGCCCGGGGCACGCGCGGGCUGGCAGAGCGCGGUGGCUCCGCGCGCGCGUCCAAGAGCCGGGACGAAGGUACGGCCCUGGUACUAGCGGGGCCUGAGUAGGAGAAGAGCCGCUUCACCAACCGGAGUCGCUGGGGUGGGGUUGGGGCGUCCUCCAGGCGACUUUGGGGCAUUGGUCCAGGUGUGCCCUCAGUGACACGAGAAUUUUCAAGACCGCGUCUUUAAUAACCCUACUUAACACCGACGGGGAAACCGAGGCCCGGACUGAGCCCCGCGGUCAGCGCAGGGGAGUCAGGGGAGCGUGGAGAAUACUAAAUCACAGCGAGCCCAACAGUUGAGCAGGCGGAACUCGAUUAAGAAACCUGGUAUCUCUGAUGCCUACUAGAAACUUGGUGCCAUAAAGAACUUCGGGUGGCGGGCCCCACAGCCCUUUAAAUUCACUGCGCGCGGGAACCGCAGCCCAACAGCCGCGGGCGGGAGGGGAGGGGCCGAGCGCGACUCGCGCCUCCGCGGACCAACAACCGCCCCUUGGCCCUGCCCGUUCCGCGAAGCCUUGCCAAUCACCAACUUUCCAGUCGCCCUCCCCUGCACGCCCCCUUGCAUCGCUGCCCGGGCAAACCGUGCCGACCGCGGGACCGGGGCGGGGACCCGGGCGGGUGUGUCUGGGCGAGUGCCGGCGUCGCGCGCUCCUCCGGAGUUUCGAACCCAGUUGGCUCUUGAGGCAGAAAAAAAAUAAGCACGACGGCCAAUGGCGUGGCAAAGAGAACCCGCGCGCAGAACCGGUACCGCCCCUCCGGGCCAGAAAGAAGUCCAGGCCUGGUCAUUGGCUCUUGCAGCCUGUCAUUCGCGGAUGCGGCCAGCGGGCAGAGGCCUGGCGGUGAUUGGUUCCGCCCAGGCGCGAAAUGUAACGCGGGAAAAGCCAGAGCAGGGACCGCGGUAGCAGGUUGUUAUUUUCGGGGUCUCGGCGCCGCGCGUCCGGUUUUCCUGUCACCGCAAAGGCCAGACCACCCGCUGCAGUCUGCGUUGGGGAAUACAAAGCGGAGUGCGGGCUUGACCCGGAGCUGGGGUCCGGCCCUGCCUGCCAGGUGCCAGCCGCGCCGCUCAACUCCUUUGGUGGCCGCUGCGCAGGAUUCCGGGGAAACGUCCGCCUGCCAUGAGCCGGCGGGACUGAGCUGGCGACACUGAGCAGCGCGGGCGGGCGAGCCAGGGGUCAGAACCGCACUCAGAGAGUGCGUCCAGGGACUGCUGGAACUGCGGAUCAGGACCGGGCGAUGAUCCGGGGCGUGGAGGCGCCGAUGGCGGACAACCCGCCGCAGCCGCCGCCCGUCAUCUUCUGCCACGACUCCCCGAAGCGGGUGCUAGUGUCGGUCAUCAGGACGACCCCGAUUAAGCCCACGUGCGGCGGCGGAGGGGAGCCGGAGCCGCCGCCGCCACUCAUCCCCACCAGCCCCGGCUUCAGCGACUUCAUGGUGUACCCGUGGCGCUGGGGCGAGAACGCCCACAACGUGACGCUCAGCCCCGGGGCUGCGGGGGGCGCCGCUUCGGCCGCCCUGCCUGCAGCUGCCGCCGAGCACCCGGGGCUCCGGGUCCGCGGCGCGCCCCUGCCCUCCGCCUCGGCCGCCGCCGCCUCCGGAGGUGAGGACGAGGAGGAAGCGAGCAGCCCAGACAGUGGCCACCUCAAGGAUGGAAUCCGACGUGGUAGACCCAGAGCAGAUACUGUUCGAGAUUUAAUAAAUGAAGGAGAGCAUUCAUCCAGCAGAAUACGUUGUAACAUCUGUAAUAGGGUGUUUCCACGGGAGAAAUCACUCCAGGCUCACAAGAGGACUCAUACAGGUGAAAGACCAUAUCUGUGUGACUAUCCGGACUGUGGAAAAGCCUUUGUUCAAAGUGGGCAGCUCAAAACACAUCAGCGUCUUCACACCGGAGAGAAACCUUUUGUUUGUUCAGAAAAUGGUUGCCUGAGCAGAUUCACCCAUGCAAACCGCCACUGUCCAAAGCACCCUUAUGCCAGGCUGAAGAGGGAGGAGCCUACGGACACACUCAACAAGCAUCAGGCUGCGGACAACAAGGCUGCUGCUGAGUGGUUGGCAAAGUAUUGGGAAAUGAGAGAGCAGCGCACCCCCACCUUGAAAGGCAAGCUCGUCCAGAAGGCGGAUCAGGAGCAGCAAGACCCCCUGGAAUACCUUCAGUCUGACGGGGAGGAUGAUGAGAAGAGUGGGGCCCAGCGCCGGCUGCAGGAGCAGCGGGAGCGCCUGCACGGAGCCCUCGCUCUCAUAGAGCUGGCCAACCUGACAGGGGCGCCGCUCCGACAGUAGCUUGGACACUGACUCUUCCACUGUAGAAAAGUACUGCCCAGAAUACUUAAAAAGUAGAUCCUUGGGCAUAAGCUAAGCACCUUAUUUGCUUAUCAUAGGCUGCUAUUCUGUAGAAAUUUAUGAAGAAUGUUAUUGCCCCAGAAUAUGGGGUGAGAGAGAAAUGCACUUUUUUAUAUGGAAAUGGAUUUGAUGUAAAGUUUUAAAUGUUUUGUAAAUAUUGAUUACAUAGUACAGGGUAGAAAACUAUGUAUUGUGGGAAGCUAGAUUUUGCAAGUUUAAUGCAUUCAUUGGAAGCAGUUCUCACAGGAAGCACUUUCUGAAUAAGACACUUGUAUGAAAAACAGAAUGGUACAAAUAGCCAAAGAAGGUGAAGUAGGUUAUUUAUAACAUCAUUUUUAACAAUGUAUAUUAGUAUGUUUAACAAUACUGUAAACACUGAAGCAAGCAAGAAAGUAUAAGAUACAGUAUGUGUGUAAAAUAGAUACUUUUAAAUUGCAAAAUAGUAUGCCCACUAAAGUUUGAGAAAUGGGAAGCUGACUAUUUUGGAAGAUGUUCUAAGUUAUGGAUUUGGUAAAAAUAGGUAUUUUAGGAUCUUGGUAAGAUGCACAAUAAUUCAGAAUUUUCAAAAUUGGAGUAAAAUCAGUCUUAUUCUAUCUUUCUGGGGCUUUACAAUUCACUAUAAUGUUUAAGUUUGAAAAGCACUUGUCAUCCCUAGCAUGUAAACUUGGGAACUUUUGCACAUUUCAUAUUUCUCAUUUGCUGAAAUUGAGUGAUUAAUCUUGCAAAGUCUAGGUAACAUGGUAAUUGGUGAUUUUUUUUUAAUAUAUUAUGGGCCCUGUAAUGAGAUUUGGCACAUGGAUUUUAUUAAUAAAAGGGACAUCUACAGGGUUGUUUUGUAGUGAAAUGUUUUAGAUCUUCUGUUAGCAAACACUAAAUUUUAAUUGUACUGCUUACUUAGAAUUAUUAGCAAAUGGAAGCCUCCAUAUUUAUAUUUUCAGUGCAUAAAGCCACCUUCUUGCUUUACUUCAGAAUAACAUGCGAAGCUAUUUUGUGUUCACUAAAUUUAACUAUCAGUUAAACACUGCAGAAAAUAUUAGCUAGUCAAAUAAGUAGGAUUCUGAAAUAGUUUUUAACUGCAAGUGUGUGAACUUGUGUGGUGGUUUUAACCAUUUUUUCCAGAUAGAUGAAGGUAUUAGACACCACUUAUGUACUGAAGCAUGAACAUAAAAAUCAAGAGCUGAGCAGACCACCUCCUUUAUGUAGACAAAACCUUCUAUCAAUUUGGUUUGUGUUAUAAGCAGAACUAAAUGACAUGCAUAGCAUGGUAAUUUAUAGAUUGCUUAAUUGGAGUAAAACUCAGACUACUGGAGGGAAAUAUGGACUUUUCAUAUUUUUGAGUUGAAGUGCUAAUACAGCUGUAGUUUAAACAUUGUCUAGAAUGUAGGCUUCUUUAUCCAAAAAUCGUAAUGUGUUGCAGUAACAGAUAGUAUAAAAUAUAUAGCCAUGGGGAAGGGGAGAUACGUAAAUGUCUGGAAGAGGAACAAAAAUAUGAAAGAAGAUAUGAUAGUUACAAAUAAUGUGUAUGAUGAGGACAUACUUUAAAAAUGUAAUUCCUCUGUAUAAUAAAUUACAAAUCUUUCAGGAUUUUUUUAAAUAAGAGAAUUUAUAUUUGUAAUGGUCUAAGAAUUUUGUUUGUAAUCUGAUAUAUAGAAUUUUAACUUGGAGCACUUAUAAGCCCGGUAACAGAGACUACAGCAUCUGAAUUUUCUCGGUUUAGGUUUCAACAUUUCCUUUAGAAUUUUUCCUCUUAAAUGCAAUUUAAAUGAUCUAAAAGGCAACACUCAUCAGUCUUGCGAAAUUUAAAAUUGGAUAAACUCAAGAAGGAAGGAUAGUCAGAAUUUUUCAAAUACAAAUAUUUGCCAAGUUAGAGAUGAUAAAAUUUAAGGCCUUAAAAAGUAAGGGUUUGGUUUUGUUUGUUUCUCCAGUCAGCUUUUUUAAACUCUAAUAGUUAUAUUCACAAACAUUUUUUAUUUGCAUAAUUAGAACAGUUUAAGAAAUUAUUACAACUAUUUACUAUAGAAGCAUUUUAAAUGUUCUUUUUUGAUAUAAGCUAUAUACUUGGACAAAAUACAUUGUUAUCUAAAAUUCGAGGUGUGUUAAGACUGCUUUUUGUUUUAAAAAAAUGUGGUUUACAUUCAAAUUUUUGAAGUGUUUUAUGCUUCAUAUGGCUAAGUUGUAGUUCGGCAAAGUUAACAGCAUGAGAAAAACAUGCUGUAAUUUUAAAAGAUGCUUUGAAUAAAAAUUUAUUUUAAUUUAAA
This is a messenger RNA of Nycticebus coucang (slow loris), 4800 nucleotides long. RefSeq names its product zinc finger protein 367 (gene ZNF367). The coding region runs from base 1439 to 2482 and encodes 347 amino acids. Gene Ontology annotation, cellular component: cell-cell junction. Gene Ontology annotation, biological process: homophilic cell-cell adhesion. Gene Ontology annotation, molecular function: ionotropic glutamate receptor binding. Lineage: Eukaryota; Metazoa; Chordata; Mammalia; Primates; Lorisidae. The record is from RefSeq and is a predicted model, not a curated record. The transcript has 5 exons.